Messenger RNA from Rhincodon typus (whale shark), 3139 nucleotides. Its product is annotated as prickle-like protein 1. The record is from RefSeq and is a predicted model, not a curated record. Bases 240 to 1949 code for a protein of 569 amino acids. The transcript is spliced from 8 exons. Gene Ontology annotation, molecular function: zinc ion binding. NCBI's taxonomy places the organism in Eukaryota, Metazoa, Chordata, Chondrichthyes, Orectolobiformes, Rhincodontidae.
UUCUAACUCCUCAGUGCUAAACACACCACAAAGCAGUCAGUCUCCACACGCAAAGAACUGGAGUGGAAGGCAAGAGAUAAGUGGAUAUUGCCUUACUACAGUUGCUGUACUUUGAAUGCCAAAAGGCACUUCUGCCACACUCCAGUGAAACAGAGAGGAUAAACGUGUUUCACUAUCAAAGAAUUCAGCAGCUCCAGAAAUCGAGGUGGGAAGAAGGUUGAUAGAACAAAAACCUGAAGAUGUCUGUGCUAGACACCAGGACUUCAGAGAAUAAGAAAGUUACCAACAAGAUGAUUUUUGACUUCCAACAAAACGCACCAUCAGACAACGACUCUGGCUGUGCCCUGGAAGAGUAUGCAUGGGUUCCCCCCGGACUCAAACUCGAGCAGGUGCACCAGUAUUUUCGCUGUCUACCUGAAGAGAACAUCCCAUAUGUCAACAGCAUUGGAGAGAAGUUCCGUAUCAAACAGCUCCUGCAACAGCUUCCUCCCCAUGAUAAUGAUGAGAAGUACUGCCAAUCGCUAAGUGAAGAAGAGAAGAGGGAGUUGCGUGUCUUCAGUGGUCAGAGGAAGAGGGAAGCACUGGGACGUGGAACUGUUCAGGUGUUUCCUUUAACUGCCACUGGAGCACUCUGUGAAAAGUGUGGUGGGAAGAUAAAUGGAGGGGACGUUGCUGUCUUUGCUCAGAGAGCUGGGAACCGCACGUGUUGGCACCCCUACUGCUUUGGAUGCACCACCUGUCAGGAGCUGCUGGUAGACCUCAUUUACUUUUACCAGGAUGGGAAGCUAUACUGCGGCAGACACCAUGCUGAUCUCUUUAAACCACGCUGUGCAUCAUGUGACCAGUUGAUCUUUGCUGAAGAGUGCACAGAGGCAGAAGGCAGAUAUUGGCAUAUGGACCACUUCAGCUGUACAGAAUGCGAAGUAAUUCUCGGAGGACAGAAAUACAUUAUGAAGGAAGGGCAACCAUAUUGCUGCGGCUGUUUUGAAACACUUUAUGCUGAAUACUGUGAAACCUGCAGAGAGAUAAUUAGUGACCCUGGAAUGGGACUUGUAUCCAGAAAUCUGGAGGCAAGAGUUCUAGCCACUGAGCCACAACACACAUUCCAGGGGACUUCCAAUGAAGACAAUUACAAGCUGCAAAAACCACUCAGGCCUGACCAAGAAUACAACCAUGAAGCAGAAAAGGGAUUUGAAAUGCAGAGCAACUUUGGAAUCCUUAAAUCUUUCCCUCAUAAAAGAAGCACAGAGUCCCUCCAUUCCUUGAACUCCAAGCAACCAGAGGGCAUGGCACAAAAGUCAAAGUGGAAGCAACAGUCCGUGUCUCCAGUGAAGAGAACUGCAGCCCAAAUUAGACCCCAGCAAAUCACAUUUUGUGACACCGCAUUUCCAAAGCCCAAGGGAAGAUCCAGUUGUCACCAGACACCCAUGAGCGAGCAAACGCGAAGGAAGGUUUACAGGCAUAAAGGCAACUACCGUAGCCAUCGCCAUCACUCCAGAAGAGUUCAGAGAUCAUGCUCAGAUGAGGCUCUUCACACGAUCACCGAGAGAUCUCUGGAGAGUGCGAAUAACAAUACUUUCUUGGAGCAUUACAACCAGCUUGUACAUACAGCCAUAUGCCAGAGGCCCCAAGCUAAGCACUCCCAUAACCAACAAGCCUUUUAUAGGGAAGGCAAUAGUGGCCUUCAGAACAUCACUUUGAAUAACUUCCUUGGCCUGUGCUGUGAAGAUGACGAUGCCUGCUGCUCAACGUGCUCCUCCUCGUCCUCUGAUUCCGAAGAGGAGGGUUAUUUUCUAGGACAACCAAUCCCACAACCCAAAACGAGCAGUGCUUGCCGUUUGCGGCAGGAGCCUUGUCAAUCGAAAGCUGCGCCUGACAUCAUGACGGCACAGAGCGCCAAAUCUCACAGGAAGAGAGAGCACAAGAACAAAAACUGCACCGUUUCCUAGGCAGCCUCUUCAACAUCAUCCCAAAUGAGUAUUUACACCUGGCACUGAAUUAGAUAUUCCAGAAUCAAAGAUGGAUUUUAACAGAUUGUUUUUCCUGGUGACUUACAAAAGCCUUGCUUUGAUGACAGUUUCUCCCCCAUGUACGCUGGGUGCAGUUCCAUUGCUGGACUAGUUUCUCAUUGCCAAUAGUUGUGCUCUGGUACCAUGCUUAGCCGGUCAGUGUGUAAGUCUGGGCAAUAACUUGAGCACACUGCUCUGUCACCAGGAGAUCAUGAGAGUAACACAUAUACAGUGCAGCACUAAACACAAAGCACAGAAAUGGAAUUUUGGCUGAUUCACUGCACCCUGGUCCUAGUCAGCCAGCAAUAGUGAUAUUAUUGUACUACCAUCCCAACUGGGAACAGCUAAAUCAGUGCAGCAGGAAUUGAAUAUGGGACUUCCUGCUCUGUACGCUAAUUUUACCAACCGCACCAUUGGUUCUUCAAUCCCAUUAAUCAACUCUCUGAUUUAAUUACCAAGUCAUUUUCAAUCGCUUGUACAGGUCAGUAUCCUCCAUCUACAUCCACCCCAUUAAAACUCAGUUAAGGUCACAAUCCCUAUGUAAUCAGCCUUACUGUUAUUCUUCGAGCAAAGACACCAGGGUCAUUUGUGAUGCCCGCAACAGUCCAGUAGCUUGCCAGCAUUGCCUGCCAAGGUGAUGUACCAGAGUGUUAAUGUAUUACUUGAAGCAAAACCCUGCAGAUGCUGGAAAUCUGAAAUGCCAAGAAACAGAUGGGGAAAGAUGAUAAAGUUAAAACUUCACAUCAAUGAAAGGCCACCGAACUCUCUUCAUCAAUGCCAAGUGUAUUCAGGAGUUUCUGUUCAUCGAUUCUGAUUUUAUCCAAAUGAUACCUUUCUCCAGGUUAACUAGUCAUUCCAGAAGCUGCAACAUUUAAAACACUCAAAGCUGGUUUAAAUUUGUGAGCCCAACUCCCCAGUGGGCAUGGAGGCCUGCUCCUGCCAAAUCAUUGGAGGGAUGGAGUGUAGUGUGUGCAGCCUCUGAGCCAUUUGCCCAUUUCAUCCCUAAUCAAUUUGACUAACAAACCAUCACUACUGGAUCUGCAACGACCCUAAAGAUGACAUUGCUGAAAAUUGUGUAAAUAAAAAUAUCAUACUUUACAGAUUUACUUAUAAAAAUCAUUUUAUAUACA